AUGGCUCUUGUGAAUGCUGAUUACAAAUUUUUGUAUAUAGAAGUAGGAUGUAAUGGGAGAGUGUCAGACGGGGUUGUAUAUGCGAAUUGUUCACUAUCGGCAUGUUUGGAAAACAACUCUUUGAAUAUACCCGAAGCAAAGCCAUUACGUGGCCAGUCAAUUCCGGUGCCAUAUGUCAUUGUUGCCGAUGACGCUUUUCCAUUAAAAACCUACAUUAUGAAACCAUUCCCUUUUAGAGACCAACCUGUUGAAAAUCGUCUUUUUAGUUAUAGACUUUCUCGAGCACGUCGCGUUGUAGAAAAUGCAUUUGGUUUGCUUUCUAUGCGUUUUCGUUUUCUUAGAAAGCCAGUCGAACUAUGUCCUCAAAAAGUAAUAAAGCUUGUUCAAGCUGCUUGUGUGCUACGUAAUUAUUUAAUUGAAAAAAAGUCGACCAGAUAUGUUUCUGAAGAUGUUGGCGAGAGCCACUUUCACAAAAUUCAUUUUAUCCAUUACAACAAGCAGGCGCGAGAAAUCCAACUUGCACAGCUUAGCAAGUACGCGAAAAUGUUAAAACGUACUUUAUGUCCAGAGCAGGUGAACUACGGUGGCAAUAUAAAUAUGCUUGAUUUUUUUAUUUAUUAA
Molecule: messenger RNA, 621 nt
Organism: Ctenocephalides felis (cat flea)
Lineage: Eukaryota; Metazoa; Arthropoda; Insecta; Siphonaptera; Pulicidae
Exons: 1
Coding region: 1-621 (206 amino acids)
Source: RefSeq, a predicted model, not a curated record